Messenger RNA from Polychytrium aggregatum, 3164 nucleotides. RefSeq lists its product as uncharacterized. The record is from RefSeq and is a predicted model, not a curated record. The transcript has a single exon. The coding region runs from base 123 to 2921 and encodes 932 amino acids. NCBI's taxonomy places the organism in Eukaryota, Fungi, Chytridiomycota, Chytridiomycetes, Polychytriales.
GCCAGAAUAGCCGUGACGGCAAGGCAUCAAUCGAGGCCCUCGCCGAUCCAGUGGCCAGUCCCGAGAAGGCACCGAGCACACCUGUUGCCGCCACUGUUGCUCCCGCAAGUGGUCUGUUUGAGAUGUUGACCAGCGACGAGGACGGCGAGCUCGAUUCGGACUGCUCCGACGCCUCAUCCAACCUCGAUCCUGUCGAUCCCACCAUUGAUACCGGUGUCACCGCCAGCGAUACCGAGGGCUCGGUCGAGCUCAACGAAGAGGAACUACAGGCAGUUGUUCAGACUGUGAAUGAGAAGCUCGGAGGGAUGCGGCAUCCCUGCGAGGAUCAAGGCUCUCGCCACUUUGAAGGCAUCAAGACCAACAGAACCACCAAGGCCAGCGAAAACAUCAAGACCGUCGAUGCUGAUCCCGAGGGACCUGCAGGCGUCCCAGGAGAUGCCAGUGUUCGACUCAUACCUGGCCGCACCGAGCUCGGCGACGACGAAGCUGACGAGGUCUUUUACGAUGCCCUCGACCACGAUCAUACCUGGUACCCGGAUCCGAUCUGUCGCAGUGGCAAACCGUCGCAGUUGCUCUCGUCUUGCGGCUAUGCGACUACUCGCGACUGGAUGAAGCACCCCGAGGACGCCGUGACCGCAAGCGACCUGUUCACAUCCUUCUGCAUCAACAAGUACAGCGGCUCUGCCGUGGUCGAUCGCAUCGCCAGCCACAAAAAGCAUCCUGGUCCUGUCGAUAGCUCACUCUCGGCAGCAGCAGCCCCUGGUCAAAGUCCGUCGCGAGAGGCCCACGAUCCAGCCCCGGGCACAGCCCACAGGGACUCAGUGGCCUGUCGAGCCCAUAGCAGCCAGCUCCAGCGCCAGGCCUCCGAACUCAAAUUCCUCCGGGAUCGGCUCGAGCGCCGUAUUGGCCCGGAGCGUCUCGAGCUCUUGAUGAGCGUGCAGCAGUUUGGCGUCUCUGUGCUUGAGGCUGUGAACGAUCUUCGCGAUAGCCAUCGCCAGGGUGCCGCCGAGGAAGUUGGCAAGAGCUGGGCAGAGGGCCAGUCCAUGCGAACCGACAACUCGCCGCUGUCCUCUGGCCACGAUUCCAAGAUCGACAUCACGCCCAGUGACAGCAAGACGGACGUCCUCGACCGAGGGCCAUCGCAGACACAGCUACAACUGCAACGUCAGCAACGCCCAGUCCAGCAGCAAGAGGAGCAAUACCGCCGAGCAGCUCGAGGUCAGCAAUCCACUAGUCCACAGAAAGACACCGCUAUCGAGGCUGUAGUUACAUCACGAACAUCUGCCCAUGAGCCACGCACGUCAGCUCUCGCCUCUGUCGAAGCAUCCGCCCAGGAGCAGUCAUAUCCCGCCGCAUUCAAUGCCAAACAUAGCCAGAGGCUGGCAGAUGACGAAGGUGUCCGCUACGAGCUCGAGCUCCUCGAGGCAAUGGUACAGCAUACUCAGCUGAGAUUGAUGGAGGAGCAAGAGCGACACUUGCGGAAAGAUGCCGAGAUCCGAGAUUUGGCCACAUCUUUGCGUGAGCAUCAGGCCACAGCUGCCGAGCAGAAAGCCAAGGUCCACAAGCUGACUGCCGAGAGACAGCGGCUCGCAACCGUGGUGCGUGAGAGUCAGGGAGCCUUUGCUGCCCUCAAAGCUGAGCACGAAGAUGCACGAGCAGCAUACGAAGCAAAGAUUGCUGACCAGCAGAACAAUCUUCAAGCGGUACUGGACGCACACAGGGCUGAGAUUCAGAUAGCCGUGCGUCAGUCUGCAGAGCUCAAGGAGAAACUCAAAGAGGCCCAGACAGUCAGCGAAGCCCUGUCCAAGCAUGCGGAAGCGCAGACCAAGGUCCAUGGCGCCGAGUUGGCGGCCUUGAAGGCUGCUAUCGCACAACACCAAAUCACAGUGAAGGAGAAGAUCGCCGAGGCAGAGGUGGCCAAGAAAGAAGUCGAGCUGGCCAAGAAGAAGGCCAGUCAAGUCGAAGCCACGGCCCAGGCUCGUAUCCAGCAUCUCGAAGGGCAGCUCAAGUUGCAGCACACCGAGCAAGCAGAAGCACAAAAGAAGCAUGCAGUUGCCGUGAGACAGCUCGAGGCUCGCAUCGGGCAAUUGAACGGCGACCGGACGGCCUGGGAAACAGAGCGCACAGAGAUGUGUGCCCAGCUGCUGUCCAUCGGAAUCGAACUACAGGGGCAUUUGCACCAGCUGGACGCCAGCAGCGACGAGAUCCGAGCAGCGGCCCUGGAUCUCGAGGCCGCCGGCAAGCAGCUUCAAUCACAGUUGAAAGACAAGGACGAGGAGCUUCAGAAGGUCUUCAAGGAGCUCUUUGAUGUUGGCAUUUGGCUGCAUCACACCAUCGCCGACCAGGAAGCCCGUCAGAGCGCGGCCCUGGGCUCCAUCAGGGAAGAGAACGAAAAGUCUUGGAAGAUCCUGCAGCACCUCUACCAGUCUGCGCUGAUCCGGUGCCACCAUCUCGAAGCACAGCUGCGGGAUAUGCAGGGACCAGCCCAACCCGGAUGGCAGAGCUUGGUGCGAGAUCAACUGCACAAGGAGCCCGAGGACGCAAGUCCAUCUUUGUCAAUCAACUCCAGUACCAGCACCAGCUCAGGCCCUUCCAGCGGCUCUCGCUCCGGUGGCGAGACCGAGAUUUGGAGGAGAAUGAGAACCUCCCCCCUGCGCCGGUCAAGCAUGUACGAGACCCGCGCUAGUGACCCAAAUGCCCCGUCCGAGUCUCAGCAAUCCAUCAUCCAUCGACUCGCUGGAGAGCUGGUGGAGUACAAGCGCAAACUCAAGCUCGCAAACGCCCUGGAGGAGCAGCGAAAGCGGGAAUACGAGGAGGCCUUGCGUGAGAAGAGCCUGCAGCUCGAGCGCAAUUCGCAGGUGGCUGGUCUGGUUGCCGGCGCCGUUAUCAACGAGGUCUUUAAAAUAUCUAAUGGAGGCUGAGCACGGCGUAUUAUUCGUAUCUUUACUUCACGUUUGAAAUGAUGCAUGUUUAUGCCACGGCGCUGUCGGCGUCCUGGGGAUAGUAUCAUGUUUGAAAAGCAAGAUUGGGCAAAGCAAGAUUGGGCAGAGCAAGAUUGGGCAGAGCAAGAUCGGACAGAGCAAGAUCGGUCAGAGCAAUACGAACCCACUUUGUUUUGAUUCCGGGAUGUUGUUCUCGAUCCUGAAUACAUGCUAUCCAUCGCC